GUAACUUAUUAUUGUGACUUAGCUCAUUGACGAAACAAUCACAUAUAUUUCGCCGCACGUGUGUCUUAAUUUAUUGUUAUUUUGUUUCUAAUAGGAAUAUUUCAAGGUCUGUAAUUUUUGUACAUUUAAAAUGCCUCCAGUGCGCAAAAAUAAAUCUGGAGAAUCCAGUAGAGCUGUUGCGAAACUAACUGUGGAGUCAAAUACCGUGGUUUCUGGUCAGUUAGAUAAAAAGCUAAAGAAACAGCAACAAAAGCAGAAAGAUAAACGUGGAGUGGUUUUCUUAAAACAUCUGCCACAUGGAUUUUUUGAAGAACAAUUAAAAAAUUACUUCGAACAGUUUGGUGCAGUAACUAGAUUGCGACUUGGUCGAUCGCGUCGCACAGGUGGCAGCAAAGGCUACGCCUUUGUGGAAUUUGAAUAUCCCGAAGUGGCAGAGGUGGCUGCAGAAACAAUGGACAAUUAUCUAAUGUUCAAAAAAGUCGUUAAAGCUGCAUACAUACCACCAGAGAAACAACUAUAUAACUAUUUUAGAACAUCAGUGCGAAAAGUGAAAAACAAGGCUGGUAAAGAUAUAUAUGUAUCCCACAAAACAGCGGCAAUUCAGCGCAAAGUUAAACAAAUGAAUAAUUGGUCAGACAAAAAUUAUCAAAAGCGGGCUUUAAAAAAGUUGGAGAAAGUUAAAAAACUGAAUGAAAAAUACGCACAUUUAGGAAUUGAUUUUGAGAAAGUUCUUAUUGAACCAAAAAGAGUUGGACUCGAGGAUGAUAAUGUUAUUGAAGAAAAGUCUAAAGCUACAACCGAUUUUAAGAAAUCUAAUUCUGUUGAAACGAAAAAAACAAAGAAAAAUUUGGAACUCCAGGACCUCUUAGGCAACACAAUAAACGAAGAUUCCGCAGAUGAAGAUUACAUUGCCAAUUCAGAGAACGACGAUAGUUCUGACGAAGAAGAAAGUUUUGAAAGUACUGAUGAAGAGACGUACGGCUUUUCUAAAGAUUCUGAUGAUGAGCAAAAUACCCCUUCGAUUAAAAAGUCGAAAAAAGGAAAACCUUUAAAAGCACAAAAAGUUGAUCGACUAGAAAAGUUAAUUAAACGCAAGCCAAAGACAGGUGGCAUACAGAAGGCAAAAAAGACGCAAAAAUCAACUGUCUCCAAGAAACCAGCAAAAAAUAUUGUACAAGUAAAAGCUGCGAAGGAACUACUAAAAACACAAACCGCAAAGAAAGGAAAAUCGGUCGGAUUAAAAGCCAAGUUGGCUAAAAAUCAAAAGUUAAAGAAAUAGUUUAAUUUUACUGUACACACAAUUAUAUAUUUCAUCUAAACCCUUUAUACAAAAUAAUAAUACAAAAAAAAACUUAAAAAAUCUUAAA
Molecule: messenger RNA, 1367 nt
Organism: Ceratitis capitata (Mediterranean fruit fly)
Lineage: Eukaryota; Metazoa; Arthropoda; Insecta; Diptera; Tephritidae
Product: MKI67 FHA domain-interacting nucleolar phosphoprotein
Exons: 3
Coding region: 131-1279 (382 amino acids)
Biological process (GO): maturation of LSU-rRNA from tricistronic rRNA transcript (SSU-rRNA, 5.8S rRNA, LSU-rRNA)
Cellular component (GO): nucleolus
Molecular function (GO): RNA binding
Source: RefSeq, a predicted model, not a curated record